CUUUAAAAACGACACGAUCGCGACGCCGAACGGAUACUCUGAUCGUCGCGGUUGUCCAGUGCAGAACUCGUGAAUUGCAGUGCGCCAAAAUCAAGGAAGUUUUUUUUGUGAACUCCCCAGCCGGUUCUUUAUCCUACUGAGUUUGAGAAAAAGCGCGAAACAUGGGUAAAACACCAGCCGUCGGAAUCGAUCUGGGAACGACCUACAGCUGUGUGGGGGUUUGGCAACAUGGCAAGGUGGAGAUUAUAGCGAAUGACCAAGGCAACCGAACUACUCCAUCGUACGUUGCCUUCAACGACACGGAACGGCUGAUUGGCGAUGCUGCCAAGAAUCAGGUGGCAAUGAACGCCAAGAACACCGUUUUCGACGCCAAGCGCCUGAUCGGUCGUCGCUUCGACGAUCAGAAGAUCCAGGACGACAUGAAACACUGGCCGUUCACGGUGAUCAACGACUGCGGCAAACCCAAGAUCCAGGUGGAGUUCAAGGGCGAAACGAAACGCUUCGCACCGGAGGAGGUUAGCUCGAUGGUACUGACCAAGAUGCGCGAAGUGGCCGAAGUUUAUUUGGGCGGUAAGGUGAGCGAUGCGGUCAUCACCGUGCCCGCCUACUUUAACGAUUCACAGCGACAGGCGACUAAGGAUGCCGGCGCCAUUGCCGGGUUGAACGUUCUUCGAAUUAUUAACGAGCCGACGGCGGCUGCCUUGGCUUAUGGACUGGAUAAGAACCUCAAGGGUGAGAAGAACGUGUUGAUCUUUGAUCUGGGCGGCGGUACUUUCGACGUCUCGAUUCUGACCAUUGACGAGGGAUCGUUGUUCGAGGUUAAAUCAACUGCCGGUGACACCCACCUGGGUGGCGAGGACUUCGACAACCGUAUGGUGAAUCACUUUGUCGAAGAGUUCAAACGCAAGCACAAGAAGGAUAUGAGUGGAAACAUUCGUGCUCUACGUCGUUUGCGCACGGCCUGUGAGCGUGCGAAGCGCACCUUGUCAUCGAGCACCGAGGCAUCGCUGGAAAUCGAUGCUCUGCAUGACGGUGUUGAUUUCUAUUCAAAGAUUACGCGUGCACGUUUCGAAGAACUGUGUAUGGAUUUGUUCCGCUCGACGCUGGCUCCGGUAGAGCGUGCCCUCACCGAUGCCAAGAUGGAUAAAGCAGCAAUCCACGACGUAGUUUUGGUUGGAGGAUCCAUCCGAAUCCCCAAGGUACAGAAAAUGCUGCAAGAUUUCUUCUGCGGAAAAGCCUUGAACUUGUCCAUCAAUCCGGAUGAAGCCGUUGCGUACGGGGCAGCCGUACAGGCGGCAAUCUUGAGUGGAGAUGGAAGUUCGCAGAUUCAGGAUGUUCUGUUGGUAGACGUAACUCCGCUUUCGCUGGGAAUCGAAACCGCCGGAGGGGUCAUGACUAAGAUCAUCGAACGUAACUCUCGUAUACCGUGCAAGCAGCAACAGACUUUCACCACGUACAGCGACAAUCAGAACGCAGUAACAAUUCAAGUUUUCGAGGGUGAACGCGCCAUGACCAAGGACAACAAUUUGCUGGGUACAUUCAACCUGACCGGUAUUCCACCGGCUCCUCGUGGGGUACCGAAGAUUGAGGUGACGUUUGAUCUGAAUGCCGAUGGCAUUCUAAAUGUUUCGGCCAAGGACAACAGUACCGGUAAGUCGGAGAAGAUCACCAUCAAGAACGACAAGGGCCGACUUUCGAAGGCGGACAUCGAUCGGAUGUUGUCCGAAGCGGAAAAAUACCGAGAGGAGGAUGAACGUCAACGUGAGAAGAUCACAGCCAGGAACCAGUUGGAAAGUUACAUUUUCAACUGUAAACAAGCGGUGGAGGACGCUCCGGCUGGUAAAAUUUCCGAUUCGGAUAAGCAAACGGUCAAGGACAAAUGUACUUCGGAGAUGUCGUGGUUGGAUGCAAACACACUUGCCGAGAAGGAAGAGUUUGAGCACCAUUUGAAGGAAUGCCAGCGCGUUUGUGGACCAAUUAUGGCUAAGAUGCAUCAAGGUGGAGGAGGAGCAGGGGGUGAAAGCGCUGGUCCGACGGCCGGAGGAAAGGGACCAACUGUUGAGGAGGUGGAUUAAAUAAGUAUGGGAGUUCGAAGAGGUUCGUUUUAACAAAUAUUUAUCGGCUAUACGGCUAAUCUGUGCCAAGUAUCGCGGCUACUAACUUCUGUUAUCGGCGUUGCCUGUUUGGGUAUGCUUUCAUAUUUAUGCAUUUAUAAUAAGGUAAAGCGAAAAACGAUUAAUAAAUAAUGGGUUGCUUGUGUUCGA
Molecule: messenger RNA, 2264 nt
Organism: Armigeres subalbatus
Lineage: Eukaryota; Metazoa; Arthropoda; Insecta; Diptera; Culicidae
Gene: Hsc70-2
Product: heat shock 70 kDa protein cognate 2
Exons: 4
Coding region: 162-2075 (637 amino acids)
Cellular component (GO): cytosol; plasma membrane; cytoplasm
Molecular function (GO): ATP-dependent protein folding chaperone; ATP binding
Source: RefSeq, a predicted model, not a curated record